AAUGAAAUCGAUAAAUAAACAAUAAACCAAAAGCAGAAACGCUACAGAAAUUCAUCCAUCAUCAAAUCCAUCCCCAAAAUCACCGUCCAUGGCAAGCCUAUGGCGAGCUGUGGUUGGCUCAGCCGAAGCCGGCGCCGACGACUACGACGGCGUCGAGUUCUGGGGCGCGCCGGAGCGCGCCGGCUGGCUGACGAAGCAGGGCGAGUACAUCAAGACCUGGCGCCGCCGCUGGUUCGUGCUGAAGCAGGGGAAGCUCUUCUGGUUCAAGGAGUCCACCGUCACCCGCGCCUCCCGCCCCCGCGGCGUCAUCCCCGUCGCCGAUUGCCUCACCGUCAAGGGCGCCGAGGACGUGCUCCAUCGCCAAUUCGCCUUCGAGCUCUCCACCCGGAGCGAGACGAUGUACUUCAUCGCCGAUUCCGAGAAGGAGAAGGAGGACUGGAUCAACUCGAUCGGCCGAUCCAUCGUCCAGCAGUCGAGGUCGGUUACUGAUAACGAAGUUCUCGAUUACGAUAGCCGCAAGGGUUAGGGGUGAAAUCGGUUUGCCCUAAUUUUUCUGAUCUUUGCUUUUUUUUUUAAUUUUAUGGUGGUGUUGGUAUAUAAAUAAAUUCUCAAUUUCUGUUUUGCUUUGUGUUUCUGGAAGUGUAUUUGGUGUUAAUCAAUUGUGAUAAAUGCAGUAUAUGUUGCAUCUA
This is a messenger RNA of Salvia hispanica, 689 nucleotides long. RefSeq names its product Pleckstrin homology (PH) domain superfamily protein. The record is from RefSeq and is a predicted model, not a curated record. NCBI's taxonomy places the organism in Eukaryota, Viridiplantae, Streptophyta, Magnoliopsida, Lamiales, Lamiaceae.